This is a messenger RNA of Rana temporaria (common frog), 2475 nucleotides long. RefSeq names its product kelch repeat and BTB domain-containing protein 8-like. Gene Ontology annotation, molecular function: protein binding. Lineage: Eukaryota; Metazoa; Chordata; Amphibia; Anura; Ranidae. The record is from RefSeq and is a predicted model, not a curated record. The transcript is spliced from 5 exons. The coding region runs from base 74 to 2035 and encodes 653 amino acids.
GGGGGGGGGAUGGUAAACUGGCCACACACUAUAAAAUCCAAUUGUACAAUCUCCUUUAGAUGAAUGAAGUCAUAUGAGGACAGACCUGAUCCGUCCCUUGGAGUUUUGGUCGCUGACCCACCCAGAGGGACGUCUCGUUUUCACGGUUUCUGGUUGUAAAGGUGUCGGGAUGGAGCCCGGCCCGUCCACUGCCACCAUGGAGCAGGAAGAAGAGCUCACCGAUCAUACCGUUAUGAAAGAUUGUAUUAUUACAGGGUUGAAGGAGAUGUACUUUUCUGAAAUUCUUUGUGAUGUCGCCAUACAGACUGCAGAGAGAAGCUUCCCGUGUCACAGGGUGGUCCUGGCCUCGGUCAGUCCUUACUUCAGAGCUCUCUUCACGUGUCCCAUGAAGGAGGCGACGCUCAGGGAGGUUUGUCUUUCGGAUGUUCCCUCUUCUGUCCUGCAGACCAUCCUGCGCUACAUCUACACGGGGGAGGUCCAUCUCACCUUGGACAAUGUGGAGGAGCUGUUUAUAAUGUCCGGCCGCCUGCAAUUAAUGGCCAUUCAAGAUCUGUGCAGCAGGUACCUUGCAAAGAGGAUCGACAAUGAAAACUGCCUUUGGAUUUAUAGAUUGGCUCACAGUCACAAUCACGGGAUCCUCUUGGAAGAAACCAUGAACCAUAUUGGUCGGAAUCUGAGCUCCCUAUGUGGAAAAGAAGACUUUUUCCACUUGGCGAUGGACGAACUGGUCAACAUCCUGUCUUCAGAUGAGUUGAUGGUUGACUCCGAACUUACCGUCUAUAACAUCGCCCGCUCCUGGUGGGAAUAUCGCACACAGGACUAUCCUCUUGCCCCAGAACUGUUGAAGGUCAUCAGGCUACCACUUCUGACUCCAGACCAGCUGGAAAAGGUCAGCAUGGACCUACCCGGUGACUACUCAACGCUCCAGCCUCCAAUGGGAAUCCGCUUUCGCCAAGGGAUGUUUGAGGAGAGAAUAGUUUGCAUAGACCAGACGGCAUUAGAAGAAAUAGACCCAGAAGAAGAGGAUUACUAUUGGAAAGCCUACGAUCCAACAACGGACUCUUGGGAGAAGCUCCCCUUUUGUGACUGUUUAUAUACACCGGGAAUUGUAUCUGUAGGGUUUUCCUUGUAUGUUUCGGGUGGGUUCAGAGGAGAAGAUCGUGCUUGCAAAGCCCUGCACGUGUAUGAUUCUGUAUUAAACGAAUGGAAAAAGCUCCCGCCUAUGACCCGUCCAAGAGCUUGUCAUGGCUUCCUAGCCUACAGAAACAUGCUUUACGCUUUUGGAGGACUCAACAGCCGAUCCUCAGACCCAAAAAAUAAACCCAGAGACUCGGUGGAAUGCUUCAGCGUAUUGGACAAUACUUGGCGCGAUGUGUCGAGCAUGCCCAUAGCUCUACAUAGCUUUGCUAGUGCAAUGCUGAAAGGAAGACUGUUUGCUAUUGGUGGGAUGACUCAGACAGAUAUAGACAUUUUACACUAUCAGGGAUUCCAUAUUUACAACACACUCACCGACACUUGGAGCCAGUUUCCUCUCUCGGAGGUCUUUUCGGCUGUCGGAGCUGUGUCAAUGGAUGACAAGUUAUACGUCAUCGCAAGUUAUGACAUCAGAUAUAUGCGUCAUUCACAUCCAGCAUACGAUGCAUAUCUGAUGUACGAUGAAGAGUCCAAUACCAUUUCCAAGAGCUUCUGUAUGGAUCAUCUAGGGCAAAUUAGUCGUGGUAGAAUUCCGCCCGUCCUACAAAGCACUUAUGGCGCUGCGAUUGUACGCUGGAAGCGCAGGAUUUAUAUAGUGGGAGGGGCCGCAGAUGACGGGAUGAGUGACUAUAAGAUGCACCACUGGAGCCCAGGUGAACCGAGGUGGACUUUAUGUGAGAAAGAGCUCCCUUUUCUGUUUUUGGAUUUUGGAAGUGCAACUUUGAAGGUCCCCCUGAAACGCCUCUGCUCCGUCAUUCCUGGCAGGAGAUCCAACUACAUUUUUGGAAGUCAAAGUGUGGAGGAGAAUGAAUCGGAAGAACAAUGGUGUGAAGAUUGGUAGCCAAGUGUUCUGCUGGGGGGAAAAAAAUGGUGUACGUGAAGUAACUGGUGGCCACGGCAAACAAAAGCCACCCAAAGGGCAGAACUGGACACUUGGGAGGUGUGAGAAGUGGAUAUAGCCCAGUGAUGGUGAAUCUUGGCACACCAGAUGUUUUGGAACUACAUUUCCCAUGAUGCUCGAGAGUGCACAAGCAUCAUGGGACGUGUAGUUCUGAAACAUCUGGGGUGCCAAGGUUCCCCAUCAAUGAUGCAGCCUAUGCUGAGCCUUUCACCCGGAACAGGCAUACAAUAAAUUAAGUCGGAAUCGAUCCGCAGGGCUUGUUCCAGGUCAGCGGCUCUGGAAAGGUUUUCUUUUCGGGAACAAGCGCCAAUUUUACCAUUUACAGAUUUGAAUUUUAUCUGUCUUCAAUUUUGUGUAUUAAUAAAAGAAUAUUGAAUAUA